Prunus armeniaca (apricot) is the source of this 375-nucleotide messenger RNA. The record is from the annotation of a GenBank genome assembly. NCBI's taxonomy places the organism in Eukaryota, Viridiplantae, Streptophyta, Magnoliopsida, Rosales, Rosaceae.
AUGGCUUCCCAAGAUGGAUCCGACCAUGGUGAUUCUGGAUCACGGCAAAAUGCCUCCUCCAGGGAACAAGAAAGUGAAAGUGAAGGAACUUUCACUCUCAUAGAUCUCAUUACAGCUAUGCAGACUAUGUGUGAAACCCAGAGGGAGAUGAUGGAUACUAUCAAGGAAUUAAAAAAUGCCGCCUCUAAGCCAAGUGAAGAGGACGACAGACAUCCACAAGAAGAAUCUGUUGUUGCUGGAAAAGGGUCUAAACAAAAGGGACCAUCUUUUGUUACCCAGGAAGAUGUCGUUGCCAUGCUGGAAAAAAAGCUUAGUCGAAGCCAGGAGGAUUGGAAGUACAUUCCUCAACCACUGUACCCAUCAAGCUUACUCUAG